UGUACUGUAAAACAAAAAAAUACUACAGACUGUUACGUUAUAAAGUUGCUGAUUGCAGUUUUAGGACUUAAUGGCAGUAGGACUGUGCCGCGAAUGGUUGAAGACAUUUAGACAUGUUUGUAACAUGUUUUUUAUUUUUGUUGCCGGGAGAAAUACGCGGGAAGCUAGCUACAUUAGCCUCUUGGAGCCCAGAGAGUUCGACUGAACCUGCACUUAAUACAUUUAAUUAGCUAUAAUAAAGUCACAUAACUGUCAAUCGUCAUGCUUUGUUGUAAAAUUUGAGGGUUGCUAUAAAUACCAGUGCUCCUAGGCAGUGACGAUCCUUAAAGUUUUGUCUAUGAGCCCCUGUCUGAAUACACUGAUUGCAGCUAGGUCAUGUACUUGAAUCAAAAACGAACUUGGGUCCUUACAUGCAAAGUUCUCUCCACCUGUCUAUGUUGAAAUAAAUAACUUCCGAAAUCUGAACAUUUCUUUUGUUUUUUUAUGUCAACAGGUUCUUCUUUGAUCUGAUCAUCUGACAUAUAUUUCUGCUGCUUCAUAGCACCCACAAAAGGCACUUUUAAGAGCCACGUCUGUCAAAUCUGUCAUCUUUCUUGUCAUAUCUGCAUCUUUGUGUCCUUAAUUUGUCUAUUGUUCUUUACUUAAUUUGUCAACAGUUCUGUUUGUUUGUUUGUUUGUUUGUUUGUUUGUUUGUUUGUUUGUUCAUCAGUAGUCUUUGUUUUCUUUUUUGCACUUUGCUGUCGUUUUUUGAGUAUGACACGCCCCAAAUUCAGGCCAUGCACGCAGUGUCAAACGCCCAAUCAGGCAAACAGAAAAACGUGUUUUGUCUGCCACCAGACUCUUUCCACAAAAAAAAAACUGAAAGAAAAGGUUCAGACAUUCAAUGGUCAGUGGAGGGAAACAGUUUUAAAAAACAGGAACGUUUCCCGCGUAAUUGAUUCUGCGCAAAUUGCAGUGCGCAAACUUCAUGCCUUAGGCUAUAAGCCUAUUUUAUUUUUUGCAAAAGAAGAGAAGUCUUCCAGCAAGUGGGUAGCAGACGUGAUGACUCAUUUGGAGUCCACUGCUACUUCAAAUAAUUUUCUUCAGAAGAUGCAGAGGGCGUAUGAAUUUCUCCUCUCUGUAGACGCGUCUGUCCCAGUGCAGCCCCACACCUCCACGGAACAACAGCUUUUUUUACCCAAAGAGCAGUGGGCUGGUGAAAAUGCUGAGAACCUGGUCUAUGAACCAGCAGAGACCAUAGCAGAGGAGGAUCCAAAGAUUGCACCACAGAAACAGGAAGAGACUGUGAUUGUGCUUGAUCUGGUUCCUGUUUCUCCUCCUGUUAUUCCAUCUUCUCCGGCUGUCCAGAAGAAGAAAAGAGCCAGAAGCACCUCUCCAGCUGCCUCUGCUUCCACUCUGCCAUCUGUCUCUCCUGUAGACCAGCCAUAUCAACAAGCACCUGCUGCCCAUGCCAUCUCAUUAAGUCAGGGUGGCCUAUUUGAAAAUAAGAAGAGAACGCGUAAGUUUUGUUUUCCUUAGUCCUGUGACUAUUUCUUUUACAUCCAUCCAUUUUUUUACACCGGGGGUCUGUAUGGCUGCUGGUGCCUAUUUCCAGCAAGAGACGGGGUUCACCCUGGACAAGUUGUCAGUCUGUCACAGGGCAACACAGACACAGAUGUCGUGGAAAAAAAUACUAUUUCCAAGCACUGUUCAGAUGAAAUUACUCAGUCAGGUUUAUUCAUAUAUUGUGCACAAUACAGAGAGCUUGUAGGACAAUCAGUAAUGAAGCAGGUCUGGAUGAAAAGCUCGUCAAGCUCUGUCAGACAGGGACAACACAUGAGUUUUAUAUCAACGAUAAAGAAUUAACAACAUA
This is a messenger RNA of Gambusia affinis (western mosquitofish), 1852 nucleotides long. RefSeq lists its product as uncharacterized. The record is from RefSeq and is a predicted model, not a curated record. Bases 754 to 1518 code for a protein of 254 amino acids. The transcript is spliced from 3 exons. NCBI's taxonomy places the organism in Eukaryota, Metazoa, Chordata, Actinopteri, Cyprinodontiformes, Poeciliidae.